This is a messenger RNA of Funneliformis caledonium, 846 nucleotides long. The record is from the annotation of a GenBank genome assembly. NCBI's taxonomy places the organism in Eukaryota, Fungi, Glomeromycota, Glomeromycetes, Glomerales, Glomeraceae.
AUGGAGUUUGAAAAGAAUAUUGUGAACUAUCUCGAGUCAAAGCAAUCUGCCGAAUGGAGUUUAAUUGGAGUUCUACGAUAUUUGGCUGAGAAUAUGGAAUACACAAGUGAAAGUAUAGAAGAGAUCGUUGAUAUCUUCAAGCGACAUUUGAUCGGAAAAUCCAACGACGACAAUGUCAAAAAGGCGGCACGAAAUAAAGCUAAUAAACUUUGCGAAUCUUUGAAGCAAACUCUAACUCGCACAGAUAUUAAUGAAUUCCUAGACCAACAAGAUGUUAAAUUUGCUAAGAAACAUUACGCGACAAAUGUUGAAAAAAGUGUUAUUACGGAUAAAAUAGUGGUAGUAAAAGAAACCAGUAAAAUAUUCGCAGUGGAUCAUAACAAUGAAGUCAUUAAAAACUCAAUUGUCGAAGUUGUAAGGGAAGAAGGAGUAAGUGCGCAAGUAGAUGGUGGAAACAUAAGCAUAGAACAGACUACUGAGGGUACACAAGAUGAAGUUAAAGUAGAUGAAAAUGAGAAGAUGAUAUGCGUAAAAAGCAUACUUGAGGACUCGAUGACAGCUUCGACUGUUGAAAAGGCUACUGCAGAAUUUUUCUUAAAAAACUUUUCUACUACUACAAUUAUGGAUUUACGCCCAAGAACAGAAUUUUCAUUAGCUCUGGAUUCGAAGCUUCAAAUGGAAAUAUUGCACGAAAUUUUUGAUCCAAUUGAUAACGGAUACGUAACAGAUGAGAUUCAUGAUUUUCUCGUCAUAUUUUUCAAUGAAGACCGAAGUGCAGGAGGCUGGGCUGAAGCCAUUGAUGAUAUGACCAUUAAUAAUGAUGAUUCGAAAAAACCAAGAAGCUGA